Molecule: messenger RNA, 6296 nt
Organism: Anthonomus grandis grandis
Lineage: Eukaryota; Metazoa; Arthropoda; Insecta; Coleoptera; Curculionidae
Product: cilia- and flagella-associated protein 44
Exons: 36
Coding region: 178-6243 (2021 amino acids)
Molecular function (GO): protein binding
Source: RefSeq, a predicted model, not a curated record
CUUUCAUCGAUAAAACUUUGUACGUUCAACAAAUGUGGCUGGUUUGCCCCUCGCUAUAGCAACAGUUCAAACAAUCACCUCGAUGCCAUUCAAUCAGCUGAUCACAGUGACUUAAGUCCUUAAAUCAAUUAAAAGUCAGCUUAAAAGGUUUAAAAAUUGCGAGAAACCUAUAGUAGUAUGUCCGAUACGGAGGGUGAGGCUGAAAACAUUCCGGAGGACACCGAAACCGAGGAAGGUACAACUACUUACGGCACCAGCGAAUAUUUAGGCGAAGAAGAAGAAACAGACGAGGGCAGCGUCUACGAUCCGGAUGAUUUUAUUUCCGGACCGAGCCUAAGCGAAAAUGGCACUUUGGGACUGGAUAUAUUAGAAUUCGAUCACUCUCACGGAUACGACUGUCGCAAGUUUUUCAACCUGACCGUACUGGACGAAAACUCUCUGGUGUUCUCUUCUGGAAAUUUCAUUAAUUUCUUUGACGUUCCCAAGAGGGAAAUCACUUUUAGGAGGAGCGCUUUGGGGGGCGGAAUCGGACAUAUCAGGAAAAAUGGAAACCCGAUCUAUCCGUACUUUGCUGUAGCAGAAUGUGGGACAAAUCCGAUCAUAAUAAUGUACGUUUGGCCCUCCUUGGAUAUUGUGUGCGUAUUAAGGGAGGGAGCCGAAAGAACUUUUACUAAUAUGGAUUUUAAUCCAGAUGGUGACUUGUUGGUUUCCCAAAGUGGUGAACCUGAUUAUUUGAUAACAGUAUGGGACUGGCGGAACCAUUCGAUUUUACUCAGAACAAAGUCCUAUGUGAACGACGUUUUCAGGGUGAAAUUUUCCCCAUAUGUUGCCGGAGAGAUCACUACUUGUGGAAUUGCCCACAUCAAAUUCUGGAAAAUGGCCUCCACAUUUACCGGCUUGAAGCUGAAGGGUGAACUGGGACGUUUUGGCAAAACCGAAUACUCGGAUAUUUUGGGUGUGUUGCCUAUGCCCGAUGCCAAAGUGGUAUCUGGUUGUUCGUGGGGCAACAUCCUCGUAUGGGACGACGGUCUCAUUACCUUUGAAGUAUUCAGAUCACUGAGAAGAAAAUGCCACGACGCCCCAAUAGUUCAAUUUAAUUAUUUAGAAGGGGAACUGUGGACGGUGUCCAUGGACGGUCACGUAAAAGUGUGGUGGUUUGAAAAAAUCGACCAGGCAGACCCUCCCGACGACGACAGGGUCAUUCUGGUAGAUCCCACAUAUGACUUUUACACCCCCGGAGUUAAACUUAUGUCAACCGAAAAAAGGAAACCGGGAGAUUCUAGUGAUACCUUUUGGUACGCUCAGGAUGGUAACGGAGGCAUUUGGCUGAUAGACCUGAAUACCGAAGAAGAACCGCAACCGUCUGAGCAACUAUUUGUAUGCCACGGCGGGAAAAUCACCGGUUUAGCCACUUGUCCGUUCGCCACCUACGUUGCCACCCUGGGUGAACUUGGCACCUUUUACCUGUACAAUUAUGUGACAAAGAGACGGGUGCUUGACCACAAGUUUCCCGCCGGAGGCGUUUCUUUGCUCUGGAUACCACUCGAGAUUGAUCAAACCGGGGAGUUACUGCUUGCGGGGUUUUCCGACGGGCAAGUUCGGGUGCUCUGCAUCAAUAUCCCCGAUAAUUACACGGAUUCCGAUAUAACUUUGAAUAUCCCGCAGGUCAUCAAACCUCACAAUAAACCGGUGACCGCCAUGUCCCUGAACCCACAAGGCACCAUAUUGGUAACGGCCGGGGAGGAUUGCUCAAUUUUCGUUUUUAAAUUAAAUAUACCCGAUCACCAUCAGCUGCUCGUGCCUAUAGGAUAUUUCAAUACUUCCGAUAUCGUUACUUGUAUCGCUUGGCACCCCCAUAUUAUCAACGAGGUACUCGUGGGCUGUAUCCAUGGAGAAAUGAUGCAAAUUGAAUUGCCCUCCGAAGAGCAGUCCUAUACUAGCAUUUCGUUUAAUUUAUAUUUGACCGCCCGAUAUAACGUCUUCAAGUCGUACAAGUCGCAGAUCAAGAGGGACAUAAAAAUACGCGAAAUCGAGGAGAGGAAAGAGAAAAAGGUGGCGAAAAAGAGAAUCGAAAUGGAACAGAUAAAGAAAGAGAAUCCGGGCCUGGAGAUUGACGAAGAGACGUUUCUAGCCGACUCGGAAAGCGAAGAAGUACUGGAACCGCUCUUCUUCCCGGAGGUGCCCAACGCGAUCAUUUGGCUCAAGUACACCACUAGGGACACCAUAUGGUUAUCGAUGGCCGGUUAUGACGCGGGAUACAUUUACGAGUACCAUAUCGAUCAAAAAGACGACGUUCCUGUAUAUUUUCGGCAGUUGGACGGCGCAAAUGACAUGGAAGUGAACACCUAUAUUUAUACGCAUAACGGUGAAUAUUUAAUAUUCGCGAUGCAAGACGGCAGUAUACGGGUCAAUAAAGUUAAUCCCGAGGACUACACUGAUCUGAGCGAUUAUUUUACGAUUUCGAUGCACGAUAAUCAAAACGGUUUCGUGCCGAUGCUGUGCUUCAGCUACGACGAAAAAUACUUAUUUAGCUGCGGCCACGACGGAAACAUUUUCGCCUACCGGUUUUCCCCCAAAGAAUACCAGUACCGUAGGCCGAUGUUUAGGCAAAAAAGGGACGACCACCUCUGUAGCUCGGCACACGACGUGGACACUGUGACCAAACUCAGCUUGGAAGAGGUGAAACUGAAGGCCGAAGACGAUCGGAUUCAGAAGCUGGCCAACGAGCAUAAAAAUAAAAUCAGAGAGAUCUUAAAGAAUCUGAAAGAGCGAUACAAGAAGUUGAUGGUGAGGAACUCCAAGCUGUUGCCAAGUCAGAUUAUUCCUAGAGAAGAACUAGAGCCGGACCAGAGGGUGGCGGACCACGUAAACAAAAUGUUCGCGGACAAGGUGGAAAUUGUCCGUAAAAAACUCGCCUACGACGUGGAAAAAUCGAAAAUUCUAGUCACGAAACUGCAAAAUUAUUUUCUAGGUUCUUGCGACAGACACCCGGUCAAGGUUAAGGGGAUUAACAACCCCGAGUGCGAAAUUCUGACCGUCCGACAACCGAAAACUCCGCCAUGCUUCGACGAUAUGUUGCGACUAGUCGAACAAAAACUGAAAGAGGAAUCUGGCAAAGGCAGGCCCCCGGAAAGGGUGCAGCAGACCCAAAAACCGAUGAUCAGCAAACUGGACAAGAGCGAGUCCCCGCUGGAAUUCUUCAUGUUGAGUUUGUCUCCGUCGGUUUUGGAGUUUCGGUUGGGGCCCAAGCUGACGCGACUGUUAAAAAAGUACCGAAAAAGACGAAUAAAGUGGAAACAAAGGACCAAGGAGUGGGAAGAUUUUUUGGCGCGUAAACCAGUUCCUGGCAAAAAUCACCCUGACGAUGAAAAAUUCCUGAAGGAAGCUAAAGAGUCCUUUGGCGAUUAUAAAUUGAAAGAGAGUCCCACGUAUAAGGUCGCUUUGGAGGAUCGGGAAACUACGGUGAAACAUUACAAGAAAUUAUUGGAGACGCGUCUGAAGCAAUUCACUAUUCGGCACGAGUUUAUCGAAAAAGUCUAUGAUAUUCGAGACUACAAAUAUAAACUCCUCGAUAUUUUAAAGAAAAAACAAAUGAGGGUGGAUGAAAUUAACUCGGAGUUACCCGAGGAGUUUAGGCGAAAUGGACCGCCGAUACCGGAAUAUGACCCGAACGAGUUUCCAGAGGAAAAACUACAAGUGAAAGUGGUACUGCCGGAAACGGAGUCGGCCGAUACGGAAGAUUAUGAAGUGAUGCUGAGCACCCAACAGAUCUAUGUGCAGAAACCUAAUCUGGAUCAGUUGGAACGAUUCCUGCUCUCCUCGAAAGGAUAUCCGAAGUUCGUCGAUGGAUUCUUUCAAAGUUCGAUUCCGAGCGAGGAAGUAGGGAGGGUCGCGGACAUGACUUACGAAGAAUUGAUUUCUUACCCGGAAACCGUCGACACCCCGUUCGAGGCAUGCCUGAGGAGUAUCAGAAUGAAUCGCAUAUACUUCGCGCUACGUCUAACCCUAAGCGAAAUGGACGAUUUAAUCAACGAGUUCAAUAAUCGGAUAAUCGAGACGCGUAAAGAGAGACUCCCGAUCCUAAUUCGGGGGAAUUUUAUCGACAUUUACAUCGUAUGCGUGAACGAGGAAUUGCAGAUUUUAAAAAGUAGCGAAGAACAAGAGGACAAACUCUCCCAAGCGGUCAAUAAUAAGCUAAGUGCGGUCCAUGAACUGGAGGAUGUCGAGGACUAUUUGAAGGCCGACAAGCUGAACCAAGAAAUUAAGCUGGAAAACUUGAAAAUCGAAGAGAACAAAAUCCAGGAGAAGUUUAAAGUUGCGGUGGAGAACAACAAGUUCUACGAUUUCCUGAAGAAGGUUUUCAAGAAGAAAUACAAACCGCCCAAGGUCAAAACCGACGAUGAAAGUUCCUCCUCUUCGUCCUCCAGCUCUGAUGAGAGCGACUAUGGAGACGACACGGGCAGCAUCGACUCCAGAGAUUUUGGUUUCAUUAAACAGGAUUUGAACGUUUGUCCCAAGGGAUGCGAUCCUGUAUUAUAUAAUUUCACCGUUGAUUUAAGAUCGAAAAGACACGAACUGGAACAAACCGAGCGAGAAGAACAACGAAUCCUGGAACUGACCAAGAAGGAAAUCGAAGUGGCCCAAAGAAAAAUGGUGAUUUUGAGCCGUAAUUACGACCAGGAAAGAGAAAAACUGGAACAGUUCAGAAGGGAGAAGCAAACUAAACUGAAUACAGUGAAAUGCACGAUCGUGCUAACUCUGGACCAGAUUUACUGCGAAACCGAUAAAAUAACCGAGGACAUGCUCAUAUCGAACUUUCUGGUGUUCUCUCGCUCCAAGUUGACCAGCCUGUACAAUCGCGUUACUCUUUUACACAACGACGCCUUAACCGAACAAGGAAAACACGAUACCUACCUAAAACACCUGAUCCGCAUGAAAAAGGACAUCCUUUACAUGAAACGCAAGGUAAAGUACCUCAAGAAGGAGAUAGUGAGCCUGCUGAAAAUCAAGUUUGGCAAAGUGGUGGAUAUAAACGAGCUGGAGAGCGCCGUGUUGCAGAAGAACUUCCAAAAGAGUUACGUGAACGAGUUGGAGGAGGUGGUGCUCAAAAAGCUGGUGUACGAGUUGAGAAUUAAAAUGACGGACGUGCGUGGGAUUUAUAUUGAUGAAUUAAAACGUUGGCAGAGAAAGAUCGUUACCAGCCAGUACCGACUGGCAAAAGAGAUAAAAGAAAACACAAAACGUUUGGAACUGCUGGCGGUCAUAAGUAAGGAAAAGAAAGACAUUGCCCGGUUCGUGGACGCCCAGGAUAAAAAGAGAGAGCGGAUAGAGCACAUGGAAACGAUCCAUAAAGGAUUCGUAAAGGACCUUGAAAAACUGAAAGACAUUACAAAUGAGCAAGCGCGAACCAUAUUAGACUUAAAUGAAGAAAUCAAGAUGUUGAAGACUAAGGGAAUGGCCCAAGAAGUGCGUCAUCACAAGGAACGUGUUGCCGAAUACGAACGUUUAAGGGCAGAAGAAGAAUCUAGGGCAGAACAGGAAGAACAAGCCAGACAUUGGGUGGACUAUGACGAGUAUGUCACCAGUGAUGCAGAAGAAGAUGAAGAGGAAUAUGAACAAGUAAAGAAGGAAAUCUCUAUUCCUGGAUAUUAUUCUCAGGAGAGUGCCGACCUGAUCCACGAACUCUUGGAACAACUACUGACUGAUGUGGAUGAAACCGUUAUAAAAAAGAGCAAAGAGGAGCUGGUCACUUCGAUACUAAGCGGCAUAUUGAAGUGCGUCAGCGUGCACGAUUACAUACAAGAAAUCAUCGAUAAUUUACCGAUCGACGAGUUGAAUGAGCAGCAACGUAGCAGCAUCGAAUUGGUUGCCGAACGGUUGUUUUCUAUAAACGAACUGACCGACAGCGAGGACAGCAUGACCAGAUGCACCAAAGAAAUCCUAAACGAGAUUUUAUCAGAAGUGAUGAUCCAUGAUCCCCACUAUUUGAUACCGAAGAUCGUGGAGAGAUUGUUGGACACUUUGCCGGUGGAUUUUGUUGCUUCGGAUGCGUCAGUUGACGCUAUAGCGAAUUCUGUACAUGAAAUUGUAUCGAAGGCCGAGCUAGAUCCAGAAGAAUUCUCCAAAUCCCUGGACAGACUACCGAUAGCUGACAGACAAGUAAUAGUCGACAUCAUGAAGUCCAUAUUGGAAAAAGUGUACGGCACCGGAAUGGAUUACCUUUUUGUCAUUAAUAAGCCAUAAGUGUUUUAACGUUUAACAUUAUUUAAUAAACAACAUUGUUCUGUGCUCACAAA